Molecule: messenger RNA, 1364 nt
Organism: Misgurnus anguillicaudatus (oriental weatherfish)
Lineage: Eukaryota; Metazoa; Chordata; Actinopteri; Cypriniformes; Cobitidae
Gene: rcl1
Product: RNA terminal phosphate cyclase-like 1
Biological process (GO): endonucleolytic cleavage of tricistronic rRNA transcript (SSU-rRNA, 5.8S rRNA, LSU-rRNA); ribosome biogenesis
Cellular component (GO): nucleolus
Molecular function (GO): RNA endonuclease activity
Source: RefSeq, a predicted model, not a curated record
AACAGUGAGCGCAGGCGCAGUAGGAAACACGUGCGUAGUGUGUGUAUUUAUCACAUCAUGGAGUUUGAGGGCUGCAGCUGCUUCAGACAGAGACUCGUGCUGUCCACACUGAGCGGAAAACGCGUGAAAAUCAAAAACAUCAGAUCUAAAGAUGACAACCCCGGCAUGCGAGAUUUUGAAGCGAGCUUCAUUCGGUUACUUGACAAGGUGACCAAUGGCACCAGAAUUGAAAUCAACCAAACAGGAACGAUGCUCUUCUAUCAGCCUGGGUUGCUGUAUGGAGGAUCUGUUGAACAUGAAUGUAAUCCCCAGCGGUCGGUGGGUUAUUAUCUGGAAGGUCUGCUGAUGUUGGCUCCCUUCAUGAAGAGUCCUCUCAAAGCUGUGUUAAAGGGAAUCACCAAUGACCCUACAGACCCAUCUGUUGAUCUUUUGAAGGUUACCGCUCUUCCUCUGAUGAAGAGGUUUGGUAUUGAUGGAGAUGGUCUAGAAAUAAAGGUGGUAAAGAGGGGCAUGGCUCCUAGCGGGGGUGGUGAGGUGCAUUUCUCCUGUCCGGUACGCAAAUCCCUGAAACCCGUGCAGCUGACAGAGCCCGGAAAAAUCAAGAGGAUCCGAGGAACAGCUGUGUCCGUGCGGGUUUCUCCUCAGAUAGCCAACAGGAUCGUGGACUCCGCUAGGAGCAUCUUAAAUAAAUUUAUCCCAGACAUUUAUAUCUACACAGAUCACAUGAAGGGGUUGAACUCUGGAAAGUCUCCGGGGUUUGGUCUGGUUCUUGUGGCAGAAACUCUGAAUGGUACGUUCCUCAGCGCCGAGGUCAUGUCCACACCACAAGGACAGGGUGAUCAGAUUCUGCCGGAGGAUUUGGGAAAGAAGUGUGCCAAACUGCUGCUGGAGGAGAUCUAUAGGGGUGGCUGUGUAGAUUCAACCAAUCAGAGUUUGGCGUUGUUAUACAUGACAUUAGGACAACAAGAUGUUUCCAAAUUUCUUCUAGGACCCCUUUCACCCUACACUAUAGAGUUUCUCAGACACAUCCGAGACUUCUUUCAGAUUAUGUUUAAAAUGGAACCACAGAAACCCGGAGAUGAUGAGCGAAUAGGAGGAGAGAAAGUUCUGAUGACGUGUGUUGGAGCCGGAUACAGCAACAUCAGCAAAACCCUUAAAUAAAAACAUCUUAUUACAAUAGAAGAAUGCUUUUUACUUCAUGUUUCUAUCAUUUUAGUAUUUGACUGAGGUGACAUUCCCAAAUAUUAUGUACAUUUCUGACAAAUGGCUGCUGAAAGUUAGUAUGUUGAAUUUUUUUUGAGUAACUAAGUUGAUUUUCAAAGUGAAAUCUGAACAAUAAAAGCAGUGUGCCCAUUUUUACUGAA